AUGCGUAGAAUCAAGGUACCACGUAACGUAGCCUGCAACCCGAAAAUGUCCCGCCAACACCAGCGAGCCCUCACAUACCUUAUCCUCGGCGCCGUAGCACUCGGCACGUACUAUACCUGCUUCUGCGCACCUAUUGAUACGCUUGCGAUAUCUUUUGAGGACCAUGAGGCCUACAUGAAUGACCACUCGCGACCGUACCAAUCCAGACAAUCGUACGAUUGGAGGAACGCGCCCUUCCGUAACGUAAUCAAAACGUACACACCGCUGCCAGACGGGCAACCUCGAGCACUUCCAAAAGUACAGUUCGACUUCCCGCCAGAAACGAAGGCACAACGAGAACGACGGGAGAUACAGAGAGUCGCAGUACGGACCGAGUUCGAGCGCAGCUGGCACAGCUAUCGCGCGUAUGCAUGGGCGCAGGAUGAGCUCAGACCCAUAACCGGGGUCGGCCUUAAGACCUUUGGCGGAUGGGGUGCAACACUGGUAGACUCGUUGGACACAUUAUGGAUCAUGGGUAUGAAAGAGGACUUCUACCAAGGCGUCGAGGCAGUCGCGGCUAUUGACUUUGGCAAGUCCGACAUGAAGACUGUCAGUGUGUUCGAGACGACGAUUCGUUACCUUGGCGGCAUGCUCAGCGCAUACGACCUCAGCAAGGCGCCUGUCUUGCUCGAGAAGGCUGUGCAACUUGGCGAGAUGCUGCACCGCGCUUUCGAUACAGUAAAUCACACGCCUACGGGUUGGCUUGAUCUCGAGAAAGCAAAAGACCCUGAGGGGUACUCGAAUAGACCAGAGACCGGUCUCUGCUUCGCCUGCUUGGGAUCGCUGACGAUGGAAUUUACCCGCCUGGCUCAGAUCCUCAAGCGUGAGGUUGGAGGUAGCCAGCAGUCGCAAAAGUUCUACGACGCUGUAGCUCGCAUCACCAGACUCCUCGAUCGCACUCAAGACACCACUCGCCUACCAGGUCUAUGGCCAACUAUGAUCAACGCUCACAAGGAGGAGUUCAACCAGAGUCGCUUCUUUUCUCUCGGCGCUCUAGCCGACAGCACGUACGAGUACUUUCCCAAGAUGCACGCAUUACUUGGUGGUACCGAGGAGGUAUACAGGAAACUCUAUACCGACUCGGCCGCCAAAAUUGAUGAGCACAUGCUGUACAGACCCCAGCUCCAAGACGAGGGACUUGGCGAAAGCCUCCUGUUCUGCGGCGAUGUACACGUUUCGAGGCCCUCCGAGGCGACGCUUGAUUCCGAAAUGCAGCACUUGACAUGCUUCGUGGGAGGCAUGUUCGGUCUUGCCGGGCGUCUCUUCAACACGCCAUCGCACGUCCACCUCGGCGAGAAGCUAACAAAAGGCUGCAUCUACGCCUACUCAGCGAUGCCCACAGGCAUCAGCCCAGAAGUAUUCAAGACGCUCCCAUGCGCCUCUCGCACCUCCUGUCCGUGGAACGAAACCCUCUGGCACGACAAAAUCCUCUCCUCUUACGGCACCAGAUAUGCCACCGACCCGGCUCAGAUCGCCUUAGACAAGGGACUACCUCCGGGCUGGACCUCAAUCCGCGACAAGCGCUACCUGCUGCGCCCCGAGGCUAUCGAAUCCGUGUUCGUCUUGUACCGCAUCACGGGCAAGCAGGAGUAUCUGGAUGCCGCGUGGGACAUGUUCACGUCCAUCGUGGCGCACACGCGCACGCCGUACGCGAACGGGCAGCUGCUCGAUGUCACUGGCCAGACGGGCUUUGGCGAAGAGCAGUACACGGUCGGGCAGCGGUAUAGGGGGCAGGGUCCGGCAACAGUGAGGCAGGGGAAUGUGGAGGACAAGAUGGAGAGUUUCUGGACCGCAGAGACGUUGAAGUAUUUUUACCUCAUCUUUUCGCGUCCAGAUAUGAUUAGUCUGGAUGAGUGGGUGUUCAACACGGAAGCCCACCCCUUCAGGCGGCCGAAGUCUGCGGCACAGGACGUGCUGUAG
This is a messenger RNA of Didymella exigua CBS 183.55, 1959 nucleotides long. RefSeq names its product glycoside hydrolase family 47 protein. NCBI's taxonomy places the organism in Eukaryota, Fungi, Ascomycota, Dothideomycetes, Pleosporales, Didymellaceae. The record is from RefSeq and is a predicted model, not a curated record. Gene Ontology annotation, molecular function: mannosyl-oligosaccharide 1,2-alpha-mannosidase activity; calcium ion binding. The transcript has a single exon. Gene Ontology annotation, cellular component: endoplasmic reticulum; Golgi membrane. Bases 1 to 1959 code for a protein of 652 amino acids. Gene Ontology annotation, biological process: carbohydrate metabolic process; N-glycan processing.